Scomber japonicus (chub mackerel) is the source of this 1655-nucleotide messenger RNA. Its product is annotated as zinc finger protein 420-like. The record is from RefSeq and is a predicted model, not a curated record. NCBI's taxonomy places the organism in Eukaryota, Metazoa, Chordata, Actinopteri, Scombriformes, Scombridae. The transcript is spliced from 2 exons. Gene Ontology annotation, biological process: regulation of transcription by RNA polymerase II. Bases 1 to 1590 code for a protein of 529 amino acids. Gene Ontology annotation, molecular function: DNA-binding transcription factor activity; RNA polymerase II cis-regulatory region sequence-specific DNA binding.
AUGGAGGAGAACCAGGACCAGGACUCACUGUCUGCUACCACCGAUAAACAGAAACAAACGGGAAGAAAGGAAAUCAAAUAUCACUGCUUUCUGCACUCUGACGAAGCCAUCACCACAUCAAGAUAUUUACCAAUUCCUCAGAAAACUCACACUGGAGAGAAGCCGUACAGCUGUGAGCAAUGUGGGAAAACUUUCACUCUUAACAGUUAUCUAAAAAUCCACCAACGCAUUCACAAAGGAGAGAAGCCGUACAGCUGUGAGCAAUGUGGGAAAACUUUCACUCAAGACAGUCAUUUAAAAACACACCAACGCAUUCACACUGGAGAGAAGCCGUACAGCUGUGAGCAAUGUGGGAAAACUUUCACUCAAGACAGUCAUUUAAAAACACACCAACGCAUUCACACUGGAGAGAAGUCUUACAGCUGUGAGCAAUGUGGGAAAACUUUCACUAAAGACAGUAAUUUAAAAACACACCAACGCAUUCACACUGGAGAGAAGCCGUACAGCUGUGAGCAAUGUGGGAAAACUUUCACUCAAGACAGUAAUUUAAAAAGACACCAACGCAUUCACACUGGAGAGAAGCCGUACAGCUGUGAACAAUGUGGGAAAACGUUCACUAACAACAACUCCCUAAAAACACACCAACGCAUUCACACUGGAGAGAAGCCGUACAGCUGUGAGCAAUGUGGGAAAACUUUCACUUGUAACGGUAAUCUAAAAGCACACCAACACAUUCACACUGGAGAGAAGCGUUACUGGUGUGAUCAAUGUGGGAAAACUUUCACUGACAACAACUCCCUAAAAAUCCACCAACGCAUUCACACUGGAGAGAAGCCGUACAGCUGUGAGCAAUGUGGGAAAACUUUCACUCAAGACAGUAAUUUAAAAACACACCAACGCAUUCACACUGGAGAGAAGUCUUACAGCUGUGAGCAGUGUGGGAAAACUUUCACUCUGAACAGUUAUCUAAAAAUCCACCAACGCAUUCACACUGGAGAGAAGCAGUACAGCUGUGAGCAAUGUGGGAAAACUUUCACUCAAGACAGUAAUUUAAAAACACACCAACGCAUUCACACUGGAGAGAAGCCUUACUGGUGUGAGCAAUGUGGGAAAACUUUCACUCACAACAGCUCCCUAAAAACACACCAACGCAUUCACACUGGAGAGAGGCCGUACAGCUGUGAGCAAUGUGGGAAAACUUUCACUCAAGACAACUCCCUAAAAACACACCAAUGCAUUCACACUGGAGAGAGGCCGUACAGCUGUGAGCAAUGUGGGAAAACUUUCACUGACAACAACUCCCUAAAAAGACACCAACGCAUUCACACUGGAGAGAGGCCGUACAGCUGUGAGCAAUGUGGGAAAACUUUCACUCAAGACAGUAAUUUAAAAACACACCAACGCAUUCACACUGGAGAGAGGCCGUACAGCUGUGAGCAAUGUGGGAAAACUUUCACUCAUGGCAAUAAUUUAAAAACACACCAACGCAUUCACACUGGAGAGAGGCCGUACAGCUGUGAGCAAUGUGGAAAAACUUUCACUCAAGACAACUCCCUAAAAACACACCAACGCAUUCACCAUAAUUUAUGAUGCAACAACUGUUUUUUUAUUGUGUUUCAUGUUGUAUCCCAAAUCAGCGAUUAUGCUUUCCAAGU